AUGGCAGAUUUUGAUGCAAUAUAUCAGGAUGAAACAGAUCCCGAAGAGAAUAUAGAGGAGACGCAUGUGACAUUAGUGCCUGACCCCAUCGUUGUUCGCGGAGCUGGGAACAUGACAGUUUUUGGUCUAAGCAACCGAUUUAAUGGUGAAUUUCCAUCGGGGCUGCAGUCUCGUGUUGCUCCUGAAGAAUACCAAGCAACAGUUGCUCGUAUUAACAGUGUACUUAAAAAAACACUACCUGUUAAUGUCAAGUGGUUAUUCUGUGGUUGCAUGUGCUGUUGUUGUACACUUGGAUGCUCUCUAUGGCCUGUGAUUUGUCUUAGUAAAAGGACACAACACUCAUUGAACAAAUUGUUGGAAUGGGAAAAUAGCAGACUUUAUAAUAAAUUGGGUCUUCGCUGGCGACUCACUAAACAACACUGUGAUUCCUCAUCCAUGAUGGAGUAUGUUUUACUUAUAGAGUUUAUACCUAAAAUACCAAUAUACAGACCUGAUUAA
Messenger RNA from Pieris macdunnoughi, 498 nucleotides. Lineage: Eukaryota; Metazoa; Arthropoda; Insecta; Lepidoptera; Pieridae. The record is from the annotation of a GenBank genome assembly.